Molecule: messenger RNA, 623 nt
Organism: Coccinella septempunctata (seven-spotted ladybird)
Lineage: Eukaryota; Metazoa; Arthropoda; Insecta; Coleoptera; Coccinellidae
Exons: 3
Coding region: 95-484 (129 amino acids)
Source: RefSeq, a predicted model, not a curated record
AUCGGCGUAACUCUCGGACGGUCUUGGGAGCAGGAAAUGACACUAUGGAUGCCACUUUAUCCGGAUCCGUACAGAUGCCUUCGGAAGUGACGACAUGUCCCAGAUACUUCAGAGACUUCCGGACAAACUCACAUUUGUCGGGAUUGAGACGGGCACCUUACGAGAUUCGGCCAAUCUCUCCACCUCCUCUAUGAAGCCGCUCACACUACCUGUGCCACCAAAUGAAAUAUUCCAUUUGUGGACAGGAAUGGUUGGCACCGGUGACGGUCGAGGUUCCGGUUCCAAUGGUACUCUCUCUCUGGUCAUGGUCCUGCCAGAGCUGACACAAGAUGUAGGUGCACCAGUAUGUGAGACAUCAGCAGCUAUCGGAAGAUUGACCCCAUCUCCAAGAUCAAUCAGGGAUGUUUCAGCUCUUUCCGGUUGGAUCGGGGACAUCCCAGGUGAACUGGGAACCUCCACAUCCAAGAGGGACCGUUCCUGCUGACCGGAUGGCUGUCCACGGGUGUUGCUACUACUCAGUUGCUCCAGCGUCUCCAAGGCCUUAGUUGUAGUCGCCUUCAGUUGUUCGAUCAGUUGUAACUGUGUUUCAUCGGAAGUGAUAAUAAAAUUCAGUCUUCCCUGAA